GGAAAAACAGGCAUAGAGGCCAAAGGAAAUUUAGAUUCAGGUGCACAGAAAAGAUAUGUCAACGACUGUAAAGAAGCACUGAGCUAUCAUUUAAACUUCACUGGCCUUUAAUUUUGAAGCAUGAUGCAUCACGUUCUAUUAAAUGUCACUCCCUAACUUACCAGAAUCAACAUCACCUUGACCCAUUUUUUUGGCAGAAAGUCAAGUUAGCUUAGAAACUGCCUUCCUGUUCAGAAUGGAAGCAGUACUUCUAGUAACGAACAGAUGCUGAGAGGGGAAAUGAAAUAAACAGAUAACAGUAGCUGUCACCAUUAUGAACUGGUGAGCUUCGUUUGGGAAUCUUGCCAAGCAUGCUGCCAGUAGAAUUGAUGCAUUUUCUGUAUGCCUCAUAGGCAUAGGUUAAGAUGCUUUCAGAUCAAAAGUAUACCAGCUCAUGGUUGAGGCUAUCAUAGUUCAGUUCUCUCAAAUUCACUGGAGCCCUGUCCAUAGCAGUGCUUUUAGAAUCUGAUAUCUAGGUGUGAUCCUUGACUACACUUAAUGGGAAUGUUAAUGAUCAGUUUCAUUGGGAUUACAAUGCUAAUGUAAGAUGACAGCUCAUUUGUUUUCUUAAAGUGGUCUGGCUGAGCCAAUCAGGUUGCAGAUAAUCUUAUUAUACCAGUCAGCCCUCGGAUUACUUUUGAUGAGCUUUUGGAGCUAUCAUGUGUCAUACUUUCCUGCAGGCUGGAGACCGCUUGUGUUUCAGCUGGAUAAGGUCAGAUCUUAAUUUAACUACCAACUGUGUACUUAAUUUUAGAAAUGCCACAUGACCUAGCCAUUUGCAAGGCCUAUACUUGCAUGCUUGAAAUUCAGGGCCCAAUGAAACAAUGGCAAGAUUUUGAAAAGGUGAGAAGCUCCCUUUGUCUAUAGAUUGCCAAUUAACCUUAUAGUGGUAUCUUAAAACUAGGAAUAAAUCCAAAUAUAGAUUGCGAUUAAUUAUCUUGCUUUGAAUAAUCCGAGCCUGCAUGCUUAUUGUCCUUUUCUUCAGUUUUUGGGAGGAAAGCUAAUGGCACUUAGAUUGUUUAUGUGUUAAUCAACUCCAAUUUACAGUUUUUAUCCACAUAAUAUUAAACACCUGUCCAAUGUGCUUAAUAUUAAUAAAACUAUGGUUGCUAGGGAUGUUUGUGAGCAUCAAAAAUCAUUAUGGAAAAACACUACUCUUGGAGAACAAAAAUAUUUAAAUAUCUUAAAAACCACUGACUUUGAAGUGCUUAGCUUUUAGCUGAAUCAUAACUUGAGAAUGCACAAGGGAAUUAUGCUGCUUAUUUCUUUAUUUAAAAAGCUUGAAACAAAACAGCAGGUUGUCUAUCAGUUUUCUGUGAGUAGGGCUACCGGUGUGGGUUGCCCUAAGGCACUUUGUACCACUUUGUAAACUGCUUUGCAAACUUUCUGAUGGAAAGCAAUAUAUAAAUACUUCAAAUAAGUAAAUAAAAAUAUGGACAUGACAUAGUGUUGAUAGCCAAUUAUAUUCUGGUGACGUGAUUCAGUGGGAGCCAAAGAAGCUAGGGGAUGGUCAGAAGAGAUGAUUCAUCUGAAUAUUCUCCUUCCCCCAUUCUCUGUAAGAAAAUUCAUAUCUGUGUAUGGAAAAAUACACAGUUUGAGUGUGACAGGGAAGGAGACACAAGAAAGAAUCUGGGCUCUGCAAGCAUCUUAGGGUGCUGGCUGUCUCCCUGAAGAUCUGGUGUGUAAUCAGUGAGCUUUGUCUGUCUGUUGGAAUGUUUCAGCUGUGCUUUCAACCUGUAUAUUUGUAAAUAAAUGCAAAUGUUACAAAGCACCAAUAAGCUUCCAUUGACUUCCUUCCAAAGGAAACUGCCAGUGCUAUGCCACUGGAACUUUAUUAAUUUCUUAGAAGGCAGAAAAAUAUGCUUUAAUUUAUGAACUGUUAACACAAUCCAUUAUGAUACCAAUUCAGAUCAUUUUACCAGUAUAUCACCAAAAAGAUAAAAUUGAAUAUAACAUUAACAUAACACCGUCUUCCACCCUGCUGUGUUUCCUUGAAUGUCUAGCACUUUGUCGCAGGUGAGCUUAACCUAAUGUGUCUAAUUCAUGGGAUUUUUGAAUGUGAACUCUUUUCUCAUUGCUCAUCUUAACAGGUCAUUCUACAAUUGCCUGUGUGUGAAGGGAGGAUAUCUCAAUUGUUUUCUGUCUCUCUUAUAUAUGGAAUAAAGCAAUACCAGAUUUCAGCAAAAUCAUCAGUCUGUGUGUCUAUUCUGUGCUUACAUCUCUCUUGCUAGCCUUUUGUAGCCACAAGUGUCAAGUUAUUAGCAGUUUUCCAGUUUGGGGCCACCACCUAGCAAACAGCCACCAAUAAGAAAGCCAUCAAGUCCUUUUACCAUAAAUUGUGAUGUUUUUCCACAUAUGGAGUUAGAAGAGCUAGGUUAGAAUCUAACAUAUGUAAUUUUUGUUGUUGUUUAGUCGUUUAGUCGUGUCUGAUUCUUUGUGACCCCAUGGACCAGAGCACGCCAGGCACUCCUGUCUUCCACUGCCUCCUACAGUUUGGUCAAACUCAUGCUGGUAGCUUCGAGAACACUGUCCAACCAUCUUGUCCUCUGUCGUCCCCUUCUCCUUGUGCCCUCCAUCUUUCCCAACAUCAGGGUCUUUUCCAGGGAGUCUUCUCUUCUCAUGAGGUGGCCAAAGUAUUGGAGCCUCAGCUUCACGAUCUGUCCUUCCAGUGAGCACUCAGGGCUGAUUUGCUUAAGAAUGGAUAGGUUUGAUCUUCUUGCAGUCCAUGGGACUCUCACCUUAGAAUAAAGAACCGAGAAAAUUAUCAAUUCAUAUUUUGUGCAAAUCUUGAACAUGAAUGCUGAACAGGGAAGCUUUGUGUCUUGCUAGAGAGCCGCAGCUGAUCAGUUUGGUUGCAUAAAAUCGUUCAUUUGGAUGGCCAUAUGAGUGUUAGUUAAAUGUGGAGGUACAUUCUAGUGAUGAGUAGAAAGUGAAGCCUAAGAGUUCUUUGGCAUAGGAGCUAGUCAUUCUUUAACUUUGUUUUUCCCCUACUACUGUGUAUAGUUAUGACAUUAUAUUUUCUUAUAUUCCUUUGCUUAACCAUUAACCCCACUGUACUUAAACAAUUAGAGUGCUUUUCAGCACAAGUCACGCAAGAUAUGACCUCUCGUUUAUUUUGUGGCUUGAGAACAGCUCAUAAACCCAUGCCAAGAAGAUGGAAGGAAAUGAGGGCACUGAUGAAGAUCAUCUCACUGGCUAUGGUGUUCAGUUUAGCAUCCAGGAGUCCCUUGAAAGUGCAAGGAGCCAGCAAACUUCUUCCCCUGAUCAUGAGGCAAGGUAUGUCAGCAAUCUUGCAGCCCAGGUCUGAAUGUCUGGCGCCUGGUGCCUGAAUGUCAAUAUUUCACCCCCAUAUCUCUCCUAAUUGGUUUGAACCUCCGACUGUUGGGUACAAUCUCUAGUUAUUCUGGAAGAGUAAGCUGUAGGAUCCUAUGGAGUUGUUUAUAAUGUAAAUUUAUGGCCUGUUUUCAAUGGUUUGACAUGGAUACUAAUAAACCUAAAAGAAUAUGCAGUCUAUUGAAGAGUGAUAGCAUUCAGUCAGUUCUUACAAAGGCAAUCCUUAUUUGGCCCAACCAAAACCAACCGCAUCUGGCAGGUCUUACAACACUUUUGAAAUAUGGGAGAACUAGGAAACAUGCUGAGCCCAAGUGCUGAGAAAUUAGCAACUCCUUUGCAUGCUUCUGUCCUUUUGUGUUGCUCAACAUAGAUGUACCUCUAACCAGAACCACUGGUACAAUGAUUUAGGUUGGGGAAGUAGCAGAUAUAUGCAGUGAGAUAGCAGCAAAGACUCCCAAAGCUUGAGAUAUUGUUUAUACCUUGUCUCCCCUAUCAUUUUUUCCACUAGGUUUCUACCAGUCAGCGAUCAAAACAGGAAGCUUGUAGCUGCUAUAAGAGAAGGUACGAGUACUAAACGACACCACUGUUAAGAUGGUUGUAUUACCAUCAGUUAUUGUUGUGAAUGGUGGUGCAGUUGGGUAAUUGUAGACUCAGAACUUAAUAGUCUAAUGGGAGGGAGCUCCUUCAAUGGUUAUAUGUAUUACUUCAAACUGUGGUAAAGCUAUGCUGCAUCUGGGCACUGUUAUGUACUGAAGUUCUCACCCUGGGCCAGCAGGGGGAUACUGUAGAUAGUUUUCACUCAGGUCCACAUAUGCAAAUAAGGGAUUGAAAGUGACGUUCAGUGAUUGGAUAGUUACAGAAAGUGGUUACAGUUGUGUUGUAGUAGAGCUCUAUAUAAGCAGGCUGGCUGAACCCUUCAGUUCAGUUCUGUUCUGGCCUGUGAAUAAACAAGAGCUGUUUGAAGAAUUGCUGUGUCGUCUGAUAUGUUCACCCACAACUUAACAGGCACCCUCCUACUCUACUGAGUGGGGCUGUAGACUUCUACCCCCAAAACAGCAUCACUGUAUUUUUUGCCAAUUAACCCUGACCAAAUUAUUUAGCUUAAAGAUGUUCUGGUUUUGAAAGAUGACCGUUGCUCUUCAUGGAGUUAGCCUUUGGGUUUAUUUCACACUGGCUUAUUAUUUUUCUUUUGAGGUCGAGUAUCUGAGCUUCGAGACUAUGUGAAAUACAAAUAUGCUUUGGAUGAGGCUGAUGAGAGAGGUUGGUUUCCGUUACAUGAAGCUGCUGCUCAGCCAAUUCAGCAGAUACUUGAAGUAAUCUUGGAUGGUAAGUUGGCACAGGUUAGCAGAGAUGGAAAAUAUUGUUGUGGAGGUGAAAUAGGUGUGUGUGUAAUUAACCAAAAGAAUUGACUGUGUGCCUAGAUUCAAAACAUGGAGUUUUGCACACUCUCCAGCGGGACAGAGCUCCCAGCGGGGUUUAAAACACUCCGAGAGUUAAUGGACUAUGCAGAAUUGGACAAAAUGACAGGAAGGAUUCAAAACCUGCGGGACCAGAGUUUUACAGAAAAUUGGAAGAUGUAUAUGAAUUACUUGAAGAGCAACUAUAAUCAACAAAUUACGCUAGUAGGAUUAUAAUAAGUUUUGUAUGGAGAUAUAUACGAAGUGUUACAAAGUAGAAAAAGAUAGAGAUAUUGGUUAUGAGUUUGAAAUGUAAUAGGGAAGAUAAGAAAUGCAUACUAAGAGAUUAGAUUGGAAAAUUUUCAGACAGGAUUGAUGGAAGUCAAAAAAAUUGAAUAAGAUGUAAAAGUAUGUUUAAUUACUGUUGAAAAUGAUAUGUUAAAAAACUAAUAAAAAAAUUAUAUACAAAAAAUAAAACACUCCGAGAGUUAACCAGCAGCAUAGUGUGGAAUAUAAAUUGUUAAACCCUUUUGGUUAUCCCAUUUCGUCUGCCUUAAAAUGUUUGCCUCCUCUUUUUAUGCCUCUAGCAAUGAACAGACCACACACUUUUAAAUAAGUUUAAGAUGCUUUCCUUACUAAAUUCAAAGGUCUGGUUCAUGCAUUAUUCCAUGAAGCAUCAGGGAGAACACAGGUAGAUGCUGUAUUUAUGAUGUUCUAUUAUGUUCUAUCAUGUUGUUAUUGCUUGUAAGCCACUUUGGGAAUCAUUUGAAUGAAAAGUGGCAAAGAAAUAAGUCAAAUCAAAUUUCCUAUUUCUCUAUUUCGCAAAGUUGCCUAUGGGACGCUCACAAGCAGGAUGUGAGAGCAAAAGGUGUCUCCCCAUGUUUUUCCCCAGCAACUCGUAUUUGGAAGAAUGUGGCCUUUAAUUCUAAAGUCAGCAUAUAUAGUCAUCAUGAUUAGCAGCCAUUGAUAGCCAAUGGGUAUGCAUUCACAGUUCUGGAUUUAUACUCUAUAGCUCCCUUUCCUUCAUGCAGCAUUCUGCUACUCAGGCAAGAUCUCAUCCAGAAGCUGUACAGAAGAGCCUGCUUGGAUUAAGAUGAAAACAUGUAUUAAAUACAUGCAUGUUCUCAUAAGACACGAAUUAAUAAGCAAGCUACAGUGGUACCUCGGGUUACAUACGCUUCAGGUUACAUACGCUUCAGGUUACAGACUCCGCUAACCCAGAAAUAGUACCUCGGGUUAAGAACUUUGCUUCAGGAUGAGAACAGAAAUUGUGCUCCGGCAGCGUGGCAGCAGCAGGAGGCCCCAUUAGCUAAAGUGGUGCUUCAGGUUAAGAAAAGUUUCAUGUUAAGAACGGACCUCCGGAACGAAUUAAGUACUUAACCCGAGGUACCACUGUAUUGUUUAAUUUUAAAAAUAUAUGUGCAUAUUUACUAAUGUGGCAUUGAUACAGGUGUUUGCUUGUUUUUUAAAAAAAAUAAUAAAUCUAGCGUCUUAUAAAGCAAUGUGGGAAUAUAAAACAUGCGAUGGAGAGACACCGUUGACGUUGGCAGCCAAAUCUCGCCAUGUAGGAAAUGUCAGGACGCUGUUGGAAAAGGGGGUCUGGCCCAAUACCACUAACCGGAAAGGAGAGACUCCUCUUCUGAUUGGUAAUUGCUUCAUUAAUGGCUUGCAGUGUUUGGGCUUGCUGCUAGUUCAUGUAGAAUCAAAGGCUGGUCACCCUGGAAACUGGACAUUCAGCUGGAGAAUGCACUCCCCCCCAGCUUAAUGAACACAUUUUAUGCCACACAAUAUGAACACUAAAACCAAUUACAAUAAACACUACCAAUAAAAACCUAAAAAACAAACAAACCAUCUAUACAGAAAAAAAGACAGGUCUUGCCCCUCUGGAAGAGGCCACAAGUACUUUAAACCCUUCAAAUUAACAUCAAAAAGCCAAGGUAAGAAGCAGCAGAAAGCUGCUGUUUCUAAGGAUGUGCAUUCCUGCCCCAUAUCCCAUAUCCUGUCUCAGAAGUGGUACAGAAAGAAAGAGGAAGCCCUACUCUGCCAAUAUUAAUUUUGAAUAUAUUUUAUAAAGGGUUUGGGGGAAGGGUUAGAGGAUCACGAGGGAACUUUUGCAAAUAUGGAUGAAUGGUGUGCAUGCUUUUUUAGAACUAUUGCAUGUGCAUAUGUAUCGUUGGCCAUAAAGUUUAUUUUUUUGUUGUUGCUCUGCUGCAGCCACCAUUGGAAUACUGCUCUCAACAGGUUGGUUGGGAUCAGAUUUUGCCCUCUGACCAAAAGUGAUUUCCUGCCUCUGCUAUACUCACCUACGUUAGAAUAAGUCUCAUUGAACUUAGUGGGGUUGCGAGGAGUGCAGAAUAAGGACAAUAUCGAAAAUGUUUCAUCUCUUCUUUUUGUCUGUUUCAAUCUGUAAGCAACAAAACAGGGCUCGUAUGAAAUGGCUUCCGUUCUGAUUGAAUUCAAUUGUACCGUCAAUCAGCCAUGUGUAAAACGUUGGUCGGCAAUGCACGAAGCGGCGAAACAGGGUCGCAAUGACAUCAUUGCUCUGCUGCUGAAGAAUGGUGGCAACGUGCACCUAAGAGACGGAUUUGGAGUAACUCCUUUAGGUGUAGCUGCUGAAUACGGCCACUGUGAUGUGCUGGAGCAUCUCAUUCAUAAAGGUGGGUUUGUACUUCAACAGGUAGCAGUUUAUGCUGCAGCAAGGCUCUCUGUUUCUGAGCACAACUCAAAGUGUAGGUGCUGACCUUUAAAACCCUAAAUGGCCUUGGCCCUGUAUACCUGAAUGAGUGUCUCCACCCUCAUUGUUCAGCCCAGACACUGAAAUCCAGCGCCAAGGGCCUUCUGGCGGUUCCCUCACUGUGAGAAUUGAAGCUACAGGGAACCAGGCAGAGGGCCUUCUCGGCAGUGGCUCCUGCCCUGUGGAAUGCCCUCCCAUCAGAUGUCAAGGAGAUUAGUAACUUUAUAACCUUUAGAAGACAUCUGAAGGCAGCCCUUUAUAGUAAAGCCUUUUAAUGUGUGAUGUUUUAUUAUGUUUUUAUUAUGUUUAUAUAUGUUGGAAGCUACCGAGAAUGGCUGGGGCAACCAAGUCAGAUGGGUGGGGUACUAUUGUUAUCAUCAUCAUCAUCAUCAUCAUCUCCUUCAAGGCCUUUAGGGGCUCCUUUCAGGCCACAUCUGUCCAGGGAACAGAAACCUAGGAUGGUAUCUAUGUCAUGGUUAACUUGCAUUCAUUGAUUUCAAUGGGUCUGACUUGGGCUGCCCCUAGUAUCACUAUACCUCAAAUGAACCCUAAUAGAAGAAGAUUCCUGCUGGAUCAGGCCAGCAGUCCAUCUAGUUCAUCAUCUUGUUCUCACAGUGGCCAACCACAUGCCCAUGGGAAGUCCACAAGCAGAACCUAGCCAGGAUCUCUGAGGGCAUAGCCCGAAUCUAUUCAAGUCCACUUCUGUGCUUACCCAUCCUAAACUCCAUUUAGGAACAUACCGUAGGUAGCUGACUUAGAUGAGUCAAACUGUCAUUCUAAGUAAAGGUAAAGGGAACCCUGACCAUUAGGUCCAGUCAUGACCGACUCUGGGGUUGCGGCGCUCAUCUCGCUUUAUUGGCCGAGGGAGCCGGUGUACAGCUUCCAGGUCACGUGGCCAGCAUGACUAAGCCGCUUCUGGUGAACCAGAGCAGUGCACGGAAAGGCCGUUUACCUUCCCGCCAGAUCGGUGCCUAUUUAUCUACUUGCACUUUGACGUGCUUUUGAACUGCUAGGUUGGCAGGAGCUCACCCUGUCGCGGGGAUUCGAACCGCCGACCUUCUGAUCGGCAAGUCCUAGGCUCUCUGGUUUAACCCACAGUGCCACCCGUGCCCUGUCAUUCUAUUUAGCCAGGAAAAAACUAGUUUGGUGUAAUGAGAUAGAGUGUUGGACAGACUGGGAAGAUCUGGGUUCAGUUAUUGGCUCAGCCUUGAACAUCUUUGCCUUUGGGCAUGUCACUGAAUUUCCCUCACAGGGUUGUGUCUGAGUUUAUAAUGGUAUAAUCUAUCUAUCUAUAAUGCAUUGACUUUCUUCAAGUAAGAGCAGUAUACAAAAAGAAUUGGAAAAACCCAACCGUAGAAAUCUCCUCUUUGUACCUCGUUAACUGUUCAUAAAAUGUCGAGGAGAGAGAAAAGCAAUAGUGCUUUGACAAUUUGUGACACUGAGAUUAAGAUGUGGCAUUGCACGGGUAUUUAAAUAUUGCGCUAUAUAAGGCAGUACAAGGUCACAUAGGCACAAAACCUCAUUUCUUUGGUUUUGCUCUCUAUACCUGAAUCCUCAUUAUACUCUGGAGCAGUGGACUCUUUCAAGUAUUUCGUAUUGAAGAACUGUCCCCAACCAACUGUUCCUCAAUUAAUUUCGAUUUGUAGCCUUUCUCAUCUGAAAAGAUUCCUUGGGGUAUUUUAAAAGCAAGCAAGAUAUAAAAUAUAUAUCGUCCUCCUCUGCUCUCAACCUUUAGCUUAGCCCCUAAAGUACACCUCAAAUUAAAGCUGAUUACAUUGCUCCUGGUAAAGUUUUAGGACUGGUCCCACCAACCCUCAAGCCUAUAAAAAACUCAUCAUGCCUGUCAUGAACCAGCAUGCUGUAGUGGUUAGAAUGAUGGACUAGGACCUGGGAGACUAGGAUUCAAAUCUUUUCUGAGCCGUGGAGCUCACUGGGUGACCUUGACCAUAUGACUGUCUCAACUUACUUCCUUCUCAGCAUUGUUGUAAGGAUAAAAUAGGGAGGGUGAGAACCUUGCAUGCCACUAUGAAGUCUCUGUAGGAAAGGUGAUAUGUAAAUAAAAAUGUAAUUUAAAAAUGUAAUUUUAAUGCAGCUUUUAGGCCAAAAUGAAAAUAUAACCCAAACAUCGUCGAUGAACCAUUUCUUCCUUAAUUAAAUACUGCAUACUAUUCUUUUUGCAACUGUUUGGUUUUAACCUGGGCUGGCUUGCAUGUUUUCCUUUUUGAUUCCCAGUGUUGCUGAGUUUAAAUUCAGUUUCAGUCCUAAUAAUUGCUGUAAUUGUAAAUCAUCUAGACACAUGUAGUGAAAUAGUAAACUAGAAGACACAAAUGAGCAACUGCCAAGUUUGAUGUGACAAUUCUAUCAUAGAGCACCUUGAUAAUGAACAUUUAUUUUUGUUCAUGGUUGAUUUUUGUGCCUGCAACAGAGAAUCACAACAAUAUUUUUAUUUCCCUGGCAUACCACAAAGGCAUUUAAGUUUUUAGCUUAUAUAAAAUUGGAAGAGUUGCAGUCAUUCCAUUCCAAGUAUACGGGUAGCAAUUGCAAAUAAAUCAGUCUCUGAGAUGUAUGGGUCAGCAUAGAAGUGGUGGUCAAAUCCUGAAAAAAAAAAUGUGCUCACCCUUAAAAUGUUCUGUUCUACUCUGAGGCCGUUUUGGAAUUCAGAAAAUAAUAAACAGGAGAAGAAAUAGCUACCCUUUUUAAUGCGAGUAUUUACUUAACAUUGUUUUGAAUUAAAUGGUUGGUUUGUCUUCCUCCGCUAGGUGGCGAUGUUUAUGCUACAGCUGAUGAUGGCUCAUCGAUAUUGUUUGAAGCAGCUGGAGGCGGCAAUCCAGACUGCAUAACUUUGCUGUUGGAAUAUGGGGGUGACGGUAAUUUGCCUAAUAAGGCAGGGCAGCUCCCUAUACACAGAGCAGCAUACGAGGGGCAUUAUUUGUGAGUAUUCUUUCGCUCUCCUGGCUCACAUAUAUUUGUGUGAAAAAGAGUAGAAAUGUUUUCGUUUUGGAUUUUAGUUGUACAGUACUUCGGUAUGUAUGUGCCACUACCAAUGUACAUGACACCAUAGCAAUAUAAUAUAAGCCAAAGAAGGUGCCAGGGUCCUGCCCAAAUUAGCUUAAAGUCUGCGGCUGCAUCCCUAUGCACAUUUACCUGGGAAAUAAGCCCCACUGAACAGGGGGCUUCUAUUCUAAGAAAACUAUUCUAUGUAAAGGGAUGCGGGCGGCGCUGUGGGUUAAACCACAGAGCCUAGGAUUUGCUGAUCAGAAGGUCGGCGGUUCGAAUCCCCGCAACGGGGUGAGCUCCCGUUGUUUGGUCCCUGCUCCUGCCAACCUAGCAGUUCGAAAGCAUGUCAAAAGUGCAAGUAGAUAAAUAGGUACCGCUCUGGUGGGAAGGUAAACGGCGUUUCCAUGUGCUGCUCUGGUUCGCCAGAAGCGGCUUAGUCAUGCUGGCCACAUGACCUGAAAGCUGUAUGCCGGCUCCCUCAGCCAAUAAAGCGAGAUGUGCGCCGCAACCCCAGAGUCGUCUGUGACUGGACCUAAUGGUCAGGGGUCGCUUUACCUUAUUCUAAGUAAACAUGCAUAGAAACAAGACUUUCUUCAGCUGGAGCUCACCGUAGCUCAGUUCUGGCACCUCUCAGGUGGGCACCAUUGCCAUUCUAAGAGAACAAGGGAGACAGUCAUGGCAGGGUCCAGCACAUCUUUUCUAUUUAAAAAAGAAAUAGCCCUGCAUAGAACUCACUGAAAAUCACUUGCUUUUCUUUAAUAAGAUGUGUUUCCUGGCCAAUCUCAGGUUGGUUACAGUGCACUCCUAUUGUACUUUAUUCCCACCACUUUGCAAAAUAGGCUUCGACCGAGAGACACUGUCCUAACUUUCUCAAGGCCGCCAGUUACAAGUAGACACAGUACAUGACAAGACGUGAACUUGGUGUGCCUCAAUGCUUUUGAGAAUUAUUGUGCUCUCCUUACAAAUUUAACACCCCCCCCCUUAAAAAAACCAAAGUUGCUAGAGGAGCCUUGGUCACAAGUUGCCCAACCUUGCAUACCCUCCAACAUUUCUCCAAUGAAAAUAGGGACCUCCUAAGGAAAAGCUGGACAUUCUGGGAUCAAAUCAGAAAUUGAGACGGCUUCUGUAAAUCCAGGACUAUCCCUGGAAAAUAGGGACACUUGGAGGGUCUGACCUUGUACUAAUAAAGCAUGUAGAAAUUCGCAGUGCUGUUAGAAAGGUGUGGGCACAACUAUCUCCAGUCACAGAUGACUAGCGCUACCACAUCAGUCAUGCAUUGGUAUUGUUACCUACACAGAGUUUCCAAAUGCAGUAAAUGUCUCUUUUCAGACCAGAGCGCUUUUUCAGUACAACAGUGAACCUCUGCCACAGUGAAGAUUAUGUAGGCUAGACACCCAUUUCAUAGAUCAGGGGGUCAGCAAACUUUUUCAGCAGGGGGCUGGUCCACUGUCCCUCAGACCUUGUGGAGAGGCUGGACUAUUUUUUUUUGGGGGGGGGGAUGAAUGAAUUACUAUGCCCCACAAAUAACCCAGAGAUGCAUUUUAAAUAAAAGCACACAUUCUAGUCAUAUAAAAACACCAGGCAGGCCCCACAAAUAACCCAGAGAUGCAUUUUAAAUAAAAGGACACAUUCCACUCAUGUAAAAACACGCUGAUUCCCGGACCGUCCGCUGGCCGCAUUUAGAAGGCGACUUAGCCGAAUCUGGCCCCUGGGCCUUAGUUUGCCUACCCAUGUCAUAGAUUAAGUAGAAACCAACAAUUUGUGUGUGUGUGGUAGACCACUGGGUCCGUCCAGUCUUGUUCUGUUUGCUCCAGGUAGCAGCAGUAGUCCAAACCUCAGGUAAAUGCGUUUUCCUACCUUGAGACCUUUUCAAGUGGAAAUGCUGGAACUGAACUCUACGACCUCAGUGAGCUACAGGUCCUCCCAUAAAGAAUCAAGUGUUAAGCUGUACGUAUAAUUAUACCUUUAACACAGAUAGUGGACUUUAGUUCUCAGAACAUACAGUGGUACCUAGGUUAAGUACUUAAUUCGUUCUGGAGGUCCGUACUUAACCUGAAUCUGUUCUUAAGCUGAAGCACCACUUAAGCUAAUGGGGGCUCCUGCUGCCGCUGCGCCGCCGGAGCACGAUUUCUGUUCUCAUCCUGAAGCAAAGUUCUUAACCUGAAGCACUAUUUCUGGGUUAGCGGAGUCUGUAACCUGAAGCGUAUGUAACCUGAAGCGUAUGUAACCUGAGGUACCACUGUACUAUAAAGCCCACAACUGAAAAAGUAGCAAAAUAAUAGUGUACACAACACCUCGUUCCAGCACUGAAACAACAGUUGCUUUCCUGAUGGCAGAAAAAGUGUGGCAGCCUGUUGUGUUUUUCAGAUUCCCCGUUAAAUUCAUUUUCUCCCCUUAGGGCCCUGAAAUUCCUAAUUCCCGUGACAUCCCAGACUGCAAUCCGGAAAAGCGGGCAGAGUCCCAUGCACUCGGCGGCAGAUGGCCAAAAUCCACAGUGCCUGGAACUCCUCAUUGAAAAUGGUUUUGAUGUCAACGCCAUCCUGGCAGAGCACAUUUCUAAAAGUUACGACGACGAAAGGAAAACGGCCCUUUACUUUGCCGUUUCCAACAAUGACAUUCUGUCCACCGAAGUAUUACUGCAAGCUGGCGCAGACCCAAAUAAAGACCCUCUCAACUGCCUCCUCGUGGCCGUGAGAGCUGGCAACCAUGAAAUCGUCAGGUUGCUUCUUUCUUACGGAGCAAACGUCAACUGCUACUUUAACCUUGUGAAUGACACCCAUUUCCCCAGCGCUAUUCAGUACGCCUUGAAUGACGAGGUGAUGCUAAGGCUGCUGCUGAAUCACGGAUACCUUGUGGAUCUGUGUUUUGACUGCAUGCAUGGGGACAUCUUUGGAAAUUCUUUCGUAUGGUCAACUCCGGAGGAAGAGGUGUUACCAGGAUGGACAUCUUGUGUCAUUAAAGAUAAUCCAGUAAGCACAUUCCAGGAUUUUCCAUUCUGCUCUGUACUACUCUUAAUUGAAGGGACGCGGGUCGCGCUGUGGGUUAAACCACAGAGCCUAGGACUUGCCGAUCAGAAGAUUGGCGGUUCGAAUCCCCGCGACGGGGUGAGCUCCCGUUGCUCGGUCCCUGCUCCUGCCAACCUAGCAGUUCGAAAGCACAUCAAAGUGCAAGUAGAAAAAUAGGUACCACUCUGGCGGGAAGGUAAACGGUGCUUCCGUCCGCUGCUGUGGUUCGCCAGAAGCGGCUUAGUCAUGCUGGCCACAUGACCCGGAAGCUGUACGCCGGCUCCCUCGGCCAAUAAAGCAAGAUGAGUGCUGCAACCCCAGAGUCAGUCACGACUGGACCUAAUGGUCAGGGGUCCCUUUACCUUCACCUAUUUUUAUAGUUAAGAUCGUAAGCAUUUCACUAUUACUAGAGUGCCUGCUUCCAACGGAAAAUGGAGCAUAGGGGAUAGAUUUUUAUGAAUAAUCAGCCCUUCCUCUAUUUUUAGCCAUGAUAACAAAGUCCAAGUAUAGAGUGAGGCUGAUGCUGCUAGCUAAGGGCUAUUGUAGGAAGAAAAUGUUGGCACAUGUUUUGUGUUCUUUCCUCAGCUGAUAAGGAUGCUUAGGGAUGCGUACAUAACACUGGCCCAUUGGUCUAGCUUUCUAAAAUCACUUAGGCCACAGUACGUAAAUUCAAGCCAGCUGAUUUAGUGCCACUGACUUCAUAGGAACCUGAUCUUAUCACCCACUGGUAAAAGGAAUACUCCAUGAACAAAUGAUAUACAUUCAAUUGGCGCAUGGUGCUAGGAAGAACUUUUGCUGGAACAUCACCAAUAUUAUGUGCAGUGCUAUGUGGGCAACAAAGCUAUCCCAGACACAAAAUAGCUCAAAUGAAAAAUAAUAUUAAGGUGGUACCAGUGGAAGCCGGAAGAGACCACUGGUCGUUCCAGUACUUGGUAUCCUAGUUGCCUCUUGGGUGCUAGGUGCAAAGAGGUCUGUUCUGUGUUUGGCUGACCUUAUAUUAGUUCCUAGAUUAAGGGAAAGAUAUAUGAACAAGUGAUAGAUCUGUUUACCUCUGCCAUCUUUUCUGGUCAUAAGAAAUCAGCAUUACUACAACAGUGCCAUGCAGCUAAAGAAAAUCUUGUUAAUCUUGUUAAUCAGUUAAUCAGAGGGCAAAAGCAAACAGAUGUCAAAUAAUGUAUCUGUUUUCAUUGCAGAAUGUAGCAUCCCAAUAUCUCUCAAAGACACACAGAAUAGUAGAAGUUAAAGAUGGCAUUUUUAUCUUUUAAGAAUUCUCUGUGUAUCUGAAGAAGUGUGCCUGCACACGGAAGCUCAUACCCAGAACAAACUUAGUUGGCAUCUAAGGUGCUACUGGAUUAUUUUUUUAUUUAUUUUGACUGCUUCAGACCAACACGGCUACCUACCUGAAUCUAGAAUUCUCUUCAGUCUCUUAAAGCAAAGUGCCAUAGUUCUUGGAUUAUUGCAUUGUAUUUUAUCAUGAUAUAUUUGUGAAUUCUGCACAGUUUUAUUGCAAGGACAUAUACCUUGGGAGAUUUAAAAAAUAACACUGGGUAUAUUUCGUUUCAGUUCUGUGACUUUAUCACCGUUCCUUGGAUGAAACAUUUAGUAGGACCCAUCGUUCGUAUUUUGAUAGAUUACAUGGAUUAUGUUCCCCUUUGCACAAAACUUAAGUUUGUCCUGGAGACCCAGAAAGAAUGGGCAGAGAUCCAGCAGAUAUUAGGUAAAUGUGCAGUCCUGGCUUGGAAAUAUGCACGUUGUUGAAUUCUGUAAAUAAUAGCUGGACCACAUUUUUCGUAGAUCCAAAAGUGUGCCUCUCGGGCACUUGAAUACGUUCUGUCAAUAGCCCCAUUUAUUUCCAAGGGAUUAUAUAUCCCCUGAUUUUAAGCAUUUUUACUUAGAAUAAAGAGGAUUUACUUCCAUAUAAAUGUGUUAAGAAUCAGCAGAGGGAAGUCUAGUAAUACUCUGCCUAGCAAAAAAAAAAAAAAAAGAUAAGAACCCAGAUGGAGGGAUGAGUCUUGGGAUGUGUGGGAUUGUCAGAGUGGAUGUAGCAAGGGAGAGAGCUUGCUUUGUAACCCCUGAUGUGGAAAAGAAAAGAAAUAUGGGUUGCAUUCAGCUUAGUGCUAAGGUACGCAUUCCAUCAGUGCAGGGGUUUCUCCUUCCACAACAGAAUGAUCUCCACCUGCGAUUUCCCUAAAACCUUGAACAGAUUUGGGACAACGCAGGGCACAUGAGAGGGAUAAGUGGGGUGGGAAUCCCAGUGCACUAGCGGUAAUCCAUAAGUGAAUGUGGUUUAAUUUGAAUAUUGCCCUUUAGAAAGUCUAUUGGUAAAGGCAGUGAGCCACAAAAAAAAAGCUUGCUUUCUUCCUAGUGGUCCAGCGAUAAAACUGCUGGCAUGUUUGCAAAGCUAAGCAGGGUCUGGUAUGGUUUCAGAUUGGAUGGGAGACUGCCUGCAUUGCAGAGGGUUGAACUAGGUGACAAACCCCCCUUUCCGGCUCUAUGCUUCACCUGACCUGCAUAAUCAUUAGUUUUUAUAGCAUCAUGCAUGAAUGGGCAAGGUAUUAAGCAGAGUCGCUAAGCCAUAUGCCGUAAGCCAUUAUGUCACAGCAGCACAUAAUGUAUUCUAAGAAAUGGAUAUUAGUGGCAAAAACAGCAGUAUUUAUUAAUUUUAUUUAUUUAGAGAAUUUGUACCCCACUCUUCAGCCAAAAAAGGGCUCCCAGUGUGGCUUACAUUACAAUCAGUUAAAACAAGGCAGUCCCUGCCUGCAUUGCUCAUCGUCUUAAAGAAAAACAACACAAGGGGAAAGGGACAGGGAGGGCAGAGGAAAAAUAUACUGUACACAUUGUUAAAUAGACAUAUUUUUUAGGUUGUGCUGGCAUCGUAUUUGCUAUGUGCUAUGCUGGUUGUUUGUAGUGUGAACUGAUCACCCUCCACAUGCCUCUUAGAUAGUCACUAAGUUAAUGGGACAUAUUUUCCAUUGCAUUUCCCUCUUUUGUUUCAUUUUUGUCUUCCAGAGAAUCCUCGCCCGCUAAAGCAUUUGUGCCGCCUGAAAAUACGUAAAUGUAUGGGAUUGGAGGGGACACAGAAGCCGCAGUCCAUGAACAGGCUUCCCGUUCCGCCAGUUCUUAAAGCCUAUAUCCUCUACAAAGAGUAUGAUCUUUAUGGGAGGGACCUACAUUUGCCGUGAUUUGCAGAAUCCAGACAUUAACACAUUUACUUGGAAGUUAAAUUUGGAGUAACCAUAAGGGUGCCAGAAAGGUGAACUAUGGCUUUGGAUCCAGAAGAGACCUUCUGCUUUCUUGCAUGUUGUGUGAGGCAAGUGAAACUAAAUUCAAAUACGUUCUUCAAAAACAUGAGAGCUGCUGUCACGUGUUAAUCCCAUAGCACUGUGUGAACUCUUACACAAACUCCACAAACUGAGUUUCACUCGUGGUUCCUUGGCACCAACAUUCCUUCCCUCCCACCCCCACCCCCCCAGUAUUUCUACGAAGCCAUAUAAAUUUGUGCUGUUCCCGUGAUACAAAUAACUGCCUCUCUCAAUACAUAUUGCAGUUAAAUUCUGUAUAUUUUCACAUAUCCAUCCUACAACACAGUUAUAUUUUCUUUCCUAUUUUUAAAAAUAAAAAUUGAACCUGAUCUUUGGACUCCACUCUAGCUCUAAGCAUUAAUACAUCUAACACUUGGUACCCAAACCAGAAAAGAAACAGAAAAGAAAACACCAACAUUCAGGCAUGAUCUGUACCCAUGAUUCUUGGGUCUAGCAGGAUACUGGAAGUCUCCCUUCUUACGAUCUUCACAUGGAAUCCCUUUGGACCUAGCUUUGCCACUUCUGUGAACACCUCACUAUAAAACGUUCAGUUCUUAAACAAGGCAAUUACAGCAUCCAAAGGAAAAAGGGAGCAACACGGCAUUUAAUGUAGAAAACUAAAUAGCGAUCCAGCUAUUUGACUAAUAACAGUUCACUACUUUUAUGCGAAUGCACAAUGAUUCGCUAUUGACGGGCGAGAUGCAAAUAAUUUGCUGUUAAAUGUCACUUGAGUCCUUUAUCGAAAAAGAUCCAAGGCAGCUUAUAAGAAAAAAGGGUAUACAAAAUUCAAGAUACGAUGCAAGAAAAACAGCAAGUUAUCCAUAUAAUACGAAAGCUGAUCACCCCAUAAAAAUUGACAGAACUGGCCCUGGUACAAAAACCAACAACUGGGAAUUAAUAAAGCAGCCCAUUUCAAUCUAAAUGUUGGAUAUAUCUGGAGUAUCCGUGUUGGGGCAUACAAAGCAUGCCUGAUGUGUUUUAUUUUAGUCCCCUCCAAUUUGUAUGUGCUUAAAUUAUCCCUGUUGACAGCGCCAGUAGCAACCUAGCUGAAUGAUACGCCUAUGAGGCAUGUGGCCAUAAUCUCUUGCUGACUUGUGCCUAUUUUGGAGGAAGAGAGACACGGUAUGGCUAUGGUACAAGACCAAAGUACUAGGCCCCAAGGUUGUUGGAGGCAAACACUGAAUUAUUUGUGUGUUGUGGGGUGGGGGUAAACUUAAGGGAAACUGAGAGUGUCAAACGAGAAGUUAGAAGAGAUGAAGGACAGGCACACAUUACCACAUAGUUCCCUGGCUGGAAUAAGUGAAAGCAUAUCCUCCAACAUUUCUCCAAUGAAAAUAGGGACAUCCUAUUCAAUUAUUAUUAUUAUUAUUAUUAUUAAUUAUUAUUAAUAAUAAUAAUUUUAUUAUUUCUGCACUGUACAUCUGACUAGAUUGUCCCAGCCACUCUGGGCGGCUUUCAACAUACGUAAAAACAUAAUAAAGUUAUACAGGGCUGCCUUCAGAUGUUUUCUAAAGGUUGUAUGGUUACUUAUAUCCUUGGCUCAGGGUGUCGCAUAACUCCAUACCCUCCCAACAUUUCUCCAAUGAAAAUAAGGACGUCCUCAGGAAAACAGGGGUGGGUGGCGCUGUGGUCUAAACCACAGAGCCUAGGUCUUGCUGAUCAGAAGGUCGGCAGGUCGAAUCCCCGUGACGGGGUGAGCUCCCGUUGUUCGGUCCCUGCUCCUGCCAACUUAGCAGUUUGAAAGCCCAUCAAAAUGCAAGUAGAUGAAUAGGUGGGAAGGUAAACGGCAUUUCCGUGUGCUGCUCUGGUUUGCCAGAAGCGGCUUAGUCAUGCUGGCCACAUGACCCGGAAGCUGUCUGCGGACAAACGUCGGCUCCCUUGGCCAGUAAAACGAGAUGAGCACCACAACCCCAGAGUCAUCCGCGACUGGACCUAAUGGUCAGGGGUACCUUUACCUUUACCUUUAAGGAAAACAGGGACAUUCUAGGAUCAAAUCAGAAACCGGGGCAGCUUCUGUAAAUCCGGGACUGUCCCUGGAAAGUAAGGUAAAGGGACCCCUGACCAUUAGGUCCAGUCGUGACCGACACUGGGGUUGCGGCGCUCAUCUCGCUAUAUAGGGACACUUGAAAGGUCUGAUUGUUUUUACUUUAUGCAAAGCCUCCUUUCUGUCUAAGGAUCUGCCAUGCUGCUUUUAGCCAUCUCCUUCAGUUGCCAAAACUGCAAAGGAAGGGAGUCCCCGCAGACUCUCAGGAUCAGCCUCUCUUAGUGCACAACUGUGUUUCUGGGGUUGUGAGCGAAAGAUUGCACCACUAAGUGCCUUGGCAUGGAAAGUCAUAUAAUUACAGCAUCCUACUUCCACACCCAAAAGUUACAUUGUAGAAACGAGUAAUUAGUGUUUGCCAGGAAAAUAGGUCAGUAGGAGGGGGCUGUGUGAAUGUGAACAAUAAUACACAUUCAAGUCAAGUGAGAAUUAUUUGGGUAUUUCUUCUUUAAAUAACACCCUAGCAUGUUAUUAGGGUGGGAAUUUUGGUAGCACGCAGAAGUAUUCAGCAAUAAUACAGGGUACCACCCACUAGGCUUCUUCUGCUGUGCAUUAUCAGGCAAGAGCCUUUAAAAUGAAUUGUGAUUUCACAGUAACAGCGUCAUGAUACAGAGAUGGAGGAUGUAGCCUAUCAGAUAUUUUUGGGCUCCUGCCCCCAUCACUGCGGUCCAUUGGCCACGCUGGUUGGGGCUGAUGGGUGUGGGAAUUCAACAACAUAAGACCCAUCUCUGCUUUAAUAGAUUACUCCCAUCAUGUCCAUUUUAGAGCAUUAUACGUAAAACCAUGUAAAAUAUCAGAAAGUGUUUAGUGCAAAAAUAAAUAGAUGGAUAAAAUCUCAGUGGCCAUAGUUUAAAAAUGUUAAAUCAAUCUGCAGAUAGUACUAUACACUUCUUUGCAUAAAGUUUUUAUAUCGUGUGCCUAUUUCAAUACUGUCUUUUAAAAAUUAGCAUUUAAAUUUGUUCUAAUUACAAGGUGGAUUAAAAAUUAAGCAUGGGGACAAAAUAGUGCCUGGCCAAAAAAGCAGUAAUCAAGGUAUGCUGGUAAAGAUAGGUUCACUGGCAUAAAAUAUCACUGCACUCAACAAAGCCACACCUUUUUUUAAAAAAAGAAUACAGUAUUAAGGUGAUCUACAGCUGUAGAAAUAAUUGCUAUUGUUCUGUUAUUUUCAAAACGUUGGAUUUUAUGCAAUCUAAGAUAAGUUGAAAGGAACAAAAAAUAAAGGAGGGCAAUGAUUUGAAAACAACAUCAUGUAGAUGCCCUAUGAAAAGUGAGUGAGCAAAGCGAACUGAGUUUAGGGAGAAAGACAAUAUAGUGAGAGUGUUUGAUUAAGGCAUUUUGAUACCUGAGGCAGAAAAUCCAAAUUGUGACCUUCUUCAGCGAGGGUAAAUAUAUACAGUGGCACCUUGGUUCUCAAACUUAAUCUGCUCCGAGAGUCCGUUCGACUCCCGAAACUGUUCAAAAACCAAGGCGCAGCUUCCAAUUGGCUGCAGAAGCUUCCUGCAGCCACUGAAGUUGCGUCACAUGUUCGGCUUCUGAAAAAUAGUACCUUGGGUUAAGAACUUUGCUUCAGGAUGAGAACAGAAAUCAUGCGGUGGUGGUGCGGUGGCAGCGGGCGGCCCCAUUAGCUAAAGUGGUACCUCAGGUUAAGAAGUUUCAGGUUAAGAACGGACCUCCAGAACUAAUUAAGUUCUUAACUCAAGGUACCACUGUAUACAUUGAAUAAACCAGUUUGCUGCCCUGUCAUGGUAUUUUGUCAUCUGGUGCUUGAAUUAGCCCGUGUCAAAUGGUGGGCUUGCCCUAGCUUGAACUUUGCAUCCAGUGCUAGACACUUUGAAGAGGCCAAGUCUGCACGGGAAGUAUUUCGCUCAUGUCUUACUGUAGAAUCACAGAAUUGUAGAGUUGGGAGGGUCAUCUAGGCCAACCCCCCCCCCCCCACACACACAUAAAAAUGCAGGAAUCUCAACUAUAGCAUCCAUGACAGAUGGCCAUCCAAUCUCUGCCUUGAAAACCUCCAAGAAAGGAGAACCCACAACCUAUUGAGGGAGAUUGUUCCACUGUCAAACAGUUUCUGCCUUACUCUAUCACUCACUGAUAGAAUGAAAAAGAACAUGAUUUCCACCUUGACUUCAUGUUUACAAUACCAUCAGGGCAGAUAACCUGAACAACAGGGCCAUUUGGCAAAAACACUCAGCUGAAAAGUUAUUCCUUCACAUGCCUUUAGCAAUAUGUUUUGCCUGGCGUUGCUGUCCUGAUACCACUGUUAAAUGUAGGGGAUGACUCAUCGUUCUCAAGGACAAUACAGUAUGCCCAGUUUUCAAAUCUGUCUGUCCGUCAGCCAUGCUUAGAUGUCUGAAAGUCUCGACCUCUCUCACCCUUUUCAGCCUCCCCCCCCCCAUUAAAGAAACAGCUUUGUAACACAGAUUUACAUGCAGCGACGAUAUACAUGCAGGAAGGCUUUGUUUCCCAAAAACGGAUCGCCAUAGUACCUGUGUGAUAACACACAAGGUGUUUACGUAGCUGCACAAGUCAAGCUGACACAAGUUGAAUGUGAGAGGCACAAGGAACCUUUCACACCUUCCCUCGUGGCACUAUUUGUCAGUGCAGUGGCUUAUCUGGGGGCUCAGGUUAGGCCUUCAGGGAUUGCGUGUCGAGACCCCGCAGCCACCCCCUCUUUGGAAAUAACUCACACAAGGACACAGAUAUUAGGUUUAUGUUACUGGGCAAAUUUUGGCCACAACUUUAUUGAAUUACAGAAUGUGAGCGGUAUUGGCUUAGGCAUUGAUUCGACCUGACUUUAUCUGACUCCUGCCCAUUGUGCAGGAAGUCCAGUAAGGGUAAGCCACCGGUAGGGGGAGCCCUGUUGAUGCGAACCAACUCAAGUUCCCCCUGGUGUUCCCAUCGGGGUCGUGUCAGGGCCUUAGCCCCCCAGCUGGGCUUCGGACCAGAUCAACACCCCCAGAUUCCUUUAACGGAAUACCCUUAAGCAUGGAGGGGCAAGUGAUGGCCAUACCUCACCUCCCCCAUACAAGGUCAAACAAUGCCUAACUGCAACCCUAACAAAGUUGUGACAAUUGCUACGAGGUAGGCGAAAACCAAGUGGCGAGUGCCAAUUUGCCAAGUGGAAAAAUUCCUACCAGGCCCCUCAGACAACCAAGGCGACCACCCAAAGUCCAUAGCAAGGCCAUUGCCUAACCCGCAAAAUAGGGAGGGAGGGCGGGUGAUUGAGGAAGCGAGCCAAAGAGGAAGUCCUCUGGCUCACUCCUUAGUUUAAACGGCCCCGGCCAUGCCCCCCCCCCAGCCAGCGGAUUGGCUGGCCGGGCUCUGACGUGGCCUGGAUCCCCCGGGCAACGGGGGACAAAGGGGAGUGGGUGGCCACACAUUCCACCGCAACUCCUCCCCACUGGGAAGUGGAACAGAUUUGUGGGAUGUGAGAUACGGUUUUGGGGAGUGGCAGGAAAAAAUGAAGGGUGGUCAAGGUGUGCUGGGAGAGGCAGACAGUUGUGUCCCUUUGCAUACUUUCCAGCAUUCCUCAGAUGAAAAUAGGGACAUUUCUCAGUCCCCCAUAACUGACCUUACUUGACCCUCCCCGUUUUUGCUCCUCUCCUCUGUAGAGCAUUUCCUAUCAGAAGAAGUGCAAGUGUCACUACCUUUCACCAAUGAGACAGCACAGUUAAGUCCAGUCGAAGGCGACUCUGGGGUUGUGGCGUUCAUCUCGCUUUCAGGCCAAGGGAGCCGGCGUUUGUCCACAGAUAGCUUUCCGGGUCAUGUGGCCAGCAUGACUAAACUGCUUCUGGAGCAACGGGACACAGUGACAGAAACCAGAGCGCACGGAAAUGCCGUUUACCUUCCCGCCAUAUUUGUCUACUUGCACUGGCGUGCUUUCGAACUGCUAGGUUGGCAGGAGCUGGGACAGAACAAUGGGAGCUCACCCCAUCGCGGGGAUUCGAACUGCCGACCUUCCGAUCGGCAAGCCAAGAGGCUCGGUGGUUUAGACCACAGCACCACCCGUGUCCCUACCAGUGAAACACAGCACAGACACCCUCCACCAUCCUGAGAAAAAAUCCCUAAUCCCAAUUUAUUUUAUUUCUUGGUAGAUUUACAAAAAGAGCACACGAUGAAUUUUAGAAAGGAGCAAAAUUAGACACAGAAGCACAAAUCAUGCUUUUUUAAUUAAAAAAAAAAAUCAAGACUCCUUGUGCUCCACUCUGCUCCCCCUUCCUUCCCUCCUAGGGCAGCCCUGCCCUCUGCCUGUCCCUCAGACCUGGCAAUUCACACAGGGCUGGGCCUCAGUGGCAGCAGUCUCUUCCCCUGUCACAGUCCAGUCUACGGGCGAUCGAAGUCCCGGCUGAGGACGUUGGGACCAGGAGCAAGGUGGCGGGGUGGGAGCAGGAACGAGAGUCCAGAAGCCAGGGGUCCGAGGGUCAGGAAGCAGGGAGUCACGAAGUCUAGGGUCCGAGGGUCGAGAAGUAAGGAGUCAUGAAGUUGAGGGUUGAGAAGCAAGGAGUCAAGAAGCCAAGGUCCGAGGAUCAGGAAGCAAGAAGCCAAACGCAGCAAGGCAGAAAACAAGUUGCUGUGGCAAAGAGCCGAAGGGAAAUGCUGACCUUAUAUCCCUUCCCAGCUCUUGCCCCCAGGCGCAUUGAGUUACCAAACGGCCUCACCUGUGCAGCCACGCCUUGCCUCUUCAGAACAAACUUAGGAAGGCCCCAGUCCUGCGAAGCCCUACUGGUCACAGGGCCUGGCUCCUGCACGCACCCCUGACACCUCGCCCACUCUCCAGCAGCUGCUAUGAGAUGCCCAAGGGAAGAGGCCAGCAGCAGCGGCCAUGGAGAGGCAACAGGGUGCUCCCUUGCAGCCUUCACUGCUGCUUCCUCUGCUCAGGAUGAGUACCGACUCAUCCUCCACCCUGAGCUCAGCACAAGCGGGGGAAAGAGGGACAUUCCGAGAUCAAAUCAGAUACUGGGAUGGCUUUUUAAUUCUGGGACCGUCCUUGGGAAAUCGGGACACUUGGUGGGUAUGCCUUUGCACCUCGGACUGGAAAGCUAGGCUGUUGUGAACAGAGAGCAGAGUUUUUGAACUUACUCAUCGCUUGGCACCCUUUAUCAGCAGCCGCAGAGGCUGCUUCUGACUGAGUUGAAUUAUCUGCAGUUCCCUGACCACGGUGGCGCGGAGAAUAAGAACCAGAGCCUAUUUACUCCUUAGGGUCCAGGGUUUGAGUUUAAUGGUAAAAGAAAAGAACACAGACAAGGGUGUGUAGCUGUCGGGGCUUCAGGAAUUCUACUCCUUCCCUUUGGCAGUAAGAAGCAGAGAAACAAGAUAAGUCCUUUUUAGUGAGUUUAUUCAUUCAUACCAGAGAGAGAGACAAAAGAACACUGUCUACCCUAAUCAUGGCGUUGCUCAAACUGGGCUCCUCCUUCCUUCCUUCCUAGCAGCAGUCCUUACGGUGACUACUCAUGGUCAAAUGUCUGAUUCGGUCGUUCCUGCGCUCUUAACGAACGCUGAGUUCUGGGAGAAGGGGGAUCAGAAAGACCCUCCAGUGGCAACGCAUCAAUUGGCUGGACCACCAUAGUUCCCCUCUAACACUUCGCAACUCUUCUGUUCACCUAUCUAUGAGCUUUGACUUCCCUCAAACCCCUGCUGUAAAUCAACACUGCGUUCCUCUUCUCCUGCAGCGUCAGGAGAUGGGGUGGUGAUCUUCACCAUUCCUCCUCCUCUUUCUCAUGCUCUUGAGUCCAAUCCUUGACAGUAGCGCUCUGAUCAACUAAAUCCAGGCAUUCUGAAGGUGGAAAACACAAGCAGCUGCUCCAGAAAUCUAUCCUGCUACAUUGAUAGAAUCGGUGAAAUUAAAUGGCAAGUGUGAUAUCACCU
Podarcis lilfordi (Lilford's wall lizard) is the source of this 24713-nucleotide messenger RNA. Lineage: Eukaryota; Metazoa; Chordata; Lepidosauria; Squamata; Lacertidae. The record is from the annotation of a GenBank genome assembly.